Paramuricea clavata is the source of this 2810-nucleotide messenger RNA. The record is from the annotation of a GenBank genome assembly. NCBI's taxonomy places the organism in Eukaryota, Metazoa, Cnidaria, Anthozoa, Malacalcyonacea, Plexauridae.
AUGAGAAAAAAUGUGCCUAUGGCUCGACAGGCGUUUAUCGCAGCGAAGCCGAACGUGGGCGAAACAAUUAACAACUUUAUAACACGACUACAGAAGCUAGCAGAACACUGUGACUACGGCGAGGAACGUGAUAAUCAAGUAAGAGUUCAUGCUAUUUCUUACAUUAAAGAUAAGAACUUAAAAUCGAAGUUAUAUCGUGAAGAAACAUUGACUUUAAACAAACUUAUGGAAAUAGUCGGCGAGUAUCAUGACCAAGAGGCGUUAAUCCUUUUGUCUGAUCGAGUAAACAACAUUCAAAUUAGUUCAAAGAACAAAGGACGGUGUUGGCGUUGCGACAAGGCGGGACAUUACGCAAGAGAAUGUCGAAGCUCGCGAGACCACAAGUGUGGAAAGUGCGGUAAAGUUGGGCAUUUCGAAGUCUGCUGCCAUUCAAGAAGCAAGCAACCCGAAACACGUCAAGGCACAAUAAUCAAAGUCCUCGUGUUGGUGGAAAUCGAGGAAGAAACAAGAAAAGAUCGGAUGUGCGUCAAGUUACAGAUGGUGGGCCGGAAAAGCAAGAGCCGGAAAAGCAAGCAUACGACGGAGACUAUUACCACGUGUUCAGCGUUGAAGACAUAGAUGAAGAGAACUUUCUGGAAUUGAAGAUUGAAGAUAAGUUUGUUAAAAUUGUUAUUGACUCUGGUGCUAGCUGUAACUUAAUCUCGCAUGAAAUGCUAGAUUUCAUUACGGGGGGUAAAGUGAAUUUAUCGCCUUGUGAUAAGAAAAUUUAUGCUUACGCAGCGGUUAAUCCGUUAGAGCUUGACGGGAAAUGUAAGCUUAACGUAUAUGUGCCUCAAACUAACCAACAAAUUUUGACCGAGUUCUAUGUUACAAGUGGGAGAGCAGUGACGUUGCUUGGUCGCAAAGCGUCUCAAACGUUGGGACUGUUAAAAAUCGGGGUAUCUCUGCAUAUUUCAACAGAAAGAAAAGCUGUCCUUAAAGCAAAGUUCCCCAAAGUUUUUCGAGGACUUGGUAAACUUAAGGGAUAUCAGUUAAAAUUCCACAUUGAUCCUGAAGUAGAACCCGUAGCCCAGCUUGUACGUAGAAUACCAUUUAGUCGCAGACCCAAAGUUGUACAGAAAAUAGAAGAGCUCGUCGAACUUGACGUAAUAGAAAAAGUAGAGGGUCCAACUAGCUGGGUUAACCCAUUAGUCGUAGUAGAAAAGCCAAAUGGGGACGUAAGAAUUUGUUUAGAUAUGAGACGUGCGAACAAGGCGAUCAAGAGAGAGAAACAUCCAGUUCCUACAGCAGAAGAAAUCUUACAAGAAAUCUCGGAAGCAAAGGUCUUCACCAAAUUAGACCUUAAUAUGGCGUUCCACCAAAUUGAGUUGCACCGAGACUCGAGGGACAUAACCACAUUCGCGGCGCCAAACGGUUUAUAUCGAUACAAGAGGUUGAUCUUCGGGGUGAAUAUGGCAACAGAGAAGUUCCAGAAUAUCAUUUGGCAAGUCAUCAAAGAUUGCCCAGACGCAUACAACAUCCAUGAUGAUCUUCGUGUCGUUGGCGCUACUGACAAAGAACACGACGAGAAUCUAGAAAGAGUGAUGAGGAAAUUGGAAGAAAAUGGUCUCACGCUGAAUUAUGAGAAGUGUGAAGUCGGCGUCAACGAGAUGGUUUACAUGGGAGACGUUUUGUCUGGGGAUGGUCUACAACUCUCAGAAAAACGAGUCAAAGCUAUUGUCGACGCGCCAGAACCCAAGAACCAGUCGGAAAGUUUCCUUGGCUCAUCGCAGUUCUGUGCAAAGUUUAUCCAGAAUUUUGCAACCGUGUCGAGUCCUUUAUGGGAUCUCACGAAGAAAGGUGCCAAGUGGAAGUGGGGAGAGAGAGAAAGUCGAGCUGUUCGCGAAAUUAAAGAAAAGUUAACGUGUGCUCCAGUGUUGGCCUACCAUCGACGAGAUGCGAAGACACGGCUGAUAACUGAUGCUUCACCUGUGGGUCUUGGAGCUGUAUUGGAGCAAGAGCAGGAAGAUUCAACCUUCAAGCCAAUCUACUAUGCAAGUCGAAAGCUCAGUAACGUUGAACGGCGGUAUUCCCAAUUUGAAAGAGAGGCGUUAGCUGUUAGGUGGGCCUGCGAGAAGUUCUACCUUUAUCUAUAUGGAAUCGAGUUUGAAGUCUGUACCGAUCAUAAGCCUUUAGUCAUUGUACUCGGAGAGAAGUCGAGACUACCUUCGGCGAGAAUAGAGAGAUGGGUUUUAUACCUGCAGCAGUUCCAAUACAAGCUCACAUAUAUUCGAGGUAAAGACAACCCCGCAGACUCCAGCCGCCUACCAGUAGACUCAGCAGCAAAUAUUGAUGCUAUAGACACGGAAGACUUUGCUUACAGCGUAGCGAAUGGAGCGAUGCCAGUUGCAUUAGCAUCAAGAGAAGUAGAACAUGCUUCAGAAAGCGACGCGACUUUAAAGUUAGUUUGCCAAGCAGUGGUGACUGGUGAUUGGAGUUCUUUACGAGGAACCAAAUACAAGACGUUGAAAGAUGAGUUCUGGAUUAUUGGCCAAGUUGUAAUGCGAGGGAGCCGAAUAGUUAUGCCAGAGAGUCUUUGGAAGCGAACUGUUGAGUUGGCUCAUGAAGGACACCAAGGAAUUGUUCGUACAAAGUCCAGAUUGCAAGAGAAAGUUUGGUGGCCGAAAAUCGACAAGCAGGUAGAAGAUUAUGUGCAUUCAUGUCAUCCCUGCCAAUCGUGGGUGGUUCCAAACCGAAGCCAGAACCGAUUAGAUCGACCAAAUUGCCUGAAUCUCUGUGGAAAGACAUUUCAGUUGACCUUCUCGAAAUAA